GAGGCUCAAUGCCCUGCCGCUCCGACCAGCUCACAGAAACAGCCCUGCUGCAAAGUAAACUGAGCACUGUAGCUCCGGAUCGCAGUACACGUGCGAACGCCGGAACUUCAGUGCUGAACUUGUGCCUGGCCAGCACAGGUCAGCCUCCACCUCCCGACAGCCUUGAGUUUUUAACAUUUUGGGCAGUCUCACAGCCUGCCCCUGUGGAGGUGCUGAUGGGAGGGAAAGCAAAGGUGUUGCCCAUAUAA
This is a messenger RNA of Pelobates cultripes (western spadefoot toad), 248 nucleotides long. Lineage: Eukaryota; Metazoa; Chordata; Amphibia; Anura; Pelobatidae. The record is from the annotation of a GenBank genome assembly.